CCCCGGGCUCUGGGGGCGCGCCCUCGGGGUCGCAGGGGGUGCUGAUCGGGGACAGGCUGUACUCCGGGGUGCUCAUCACCUUGGAGAACUGCCUCCUGCCUGACGACAAGCUCCGUUUCACGCCGUCCAUGUCGAGUGGCCUCGACACCGACACAGAGACCGACCUCCGCGUGGUGGGCUGCGAGCUCAUCCAGGCGGCCGGCAUCCUGCUCCGCCUGCCGCAGGUGGCCAUGGCUACCGGGCAGGUGUUGUUCCAGCGGUUCUUUUAUACCAAGUCCUUCGUGAAGCACUCCAUGGAGCAUGUGUCAAUGGCCUGUGUCCACCUGGCUUCCAAGAUAGAAGAGGCUCCGAGACGCAUACGGGACGUCAUCAAUGUGUUUCACCGCCUUCGACAGCUGAGAGAGAAAAAGAAGCCCGUGCCUCUACUAUUGGAUCAAGAUUAUGUUAAUUUAAAGAACCAAAUAAUAAAGGCGGAAAGACGAGUUCUCAAAGAGUUGGGUUUCUGCGUCCAUGUGAAGCAUCCUCAUAAGAUAAUCGUUAUGUACCUUCAGGUGUUAGAGUGUGAGCGUAACCAACACCUGGUCCAGACCUCAUGGGUAGCCUCUGAGGACUCCUUGUUGAAAUGGGACAGUUGGCAGCGGCUCUGGUGAGCCCGAGAAGAGGCCUGCCCUUGGGUGCGGAGCCUCCCUCCGCACGACGCUCCCACGCGUCCAACUUGCACCCAAGGGGCUUUUCCCUCUUCCAAGUGGACUCCUUCAAGGAAGCUGCAGCUCGGUCAGCAGAGAAGGGGCCUGGCGCCAGCGCCCUGGAGGAAGAGGAAGAGGAACGCAAGAGGAUGGCUUGUCUCCCAGCAGCUGCACCGGCUUUGUGCUCAGCCAGUUCAUUUGAGUUUGCAUGUUUCUCUGCACUAUGGAUUUUGAGCAUUUAGAUUUCUUUAAUCAAAAGCGUUUUAGUGACUCCAGUAGACAUUUUCUUUCUGAGGCAUCGUGCUUUGCAUGAGAGCAGGCCAAUGUUGAGGGGAAAAGUAAAGUUAAAGUUGGUUCUCUUUCAUAGCAACACGUAUUGUCUGACAUUCAGCCAGCUUUUUUUUUUCUAAUAAUUUCUGUGCCUUCCUGUCCUGUAUUUAGAAAAAGCAGCUAGAAUAUUUCUCCAUUAACUCUUGAGAUUCACAGGACUGUCUAGCUCUGAGUCCUAGCAAUAGACUCCUUAGAGGAGUAGUAAAUUUAUCUAGACUUUCUCUAGAUAAUGCAGGCGGAAGACCUGGGUUCCCGGGGUGGGGCGCUGCAGCUCUUCCUGUGUUUGGCUUCCAGGAAUUACAUGAACGACAGCCUUCGUACCGACGUCUUCGUGCGGUUCCAGCCUGAGAGCAUCGCCUGUGCCUGCAUUUAUCUUGCUGCCCGGACACUGGAGAUCCCUUUGCCCAAUCGUCCCCAUUGGUUUCUUUUGUUUGGAGCAACUGAAGAAGAAAUUCAGGAAAUCUGCUUGAAGAUCUUGCAGCUUUAUGCUCGGAAAAAGGUUGAUCUCACACACCUGGAGGGUGAAGUGGAAAAGCGAAAACACGCUAUCGAAGAGGCAAAGGCCCAAGCCCGGGGCCUGCUGCCUGGGGGUGCACAGGUGCUGGAUGGUACCUCGGGGUUCUCACCUGCCCCCAAGCUGGUGGAAUCCCCCAAAGAAGGUAAGGGGAGCAAGCCUUCCCCACUCUCUGUGAAGAACACCAAGAGGAGGGUGGAGGGCACCAAGAAAGCCAAGGCAGACAGCCCCGUGAACGGCUUGCCGAAGGGGCGAGAGAGUCGAAGUCGGAGCCGGAGCCGUGAGCAGAGCUACUCAAGGUCCCCAUCCCGAUCGGCGUCUCCUAAGAGGAGGAAAAGUGACAGCGGCUCCACGUCUGGCGGGUCCAAGUCGCAGAGCCGCUCCCGGAGCCGGAGUGACUCCCCACCGAGACAGGCCCCCCGCAGUGCUCCCUACAAAGGCUCUGAGAUUCGGGGCUCCCGGAAAUCCAAGGACUGCAAGUACCCCCAGAAGCCACACAAGUCUCGGAGCCGGAGUUCAUCCCGUUCCCGAAGCAGGUCACGGGAGCGGGUGGAUAAUCCAGGAAAAUACAAGAAGAAAAGUCAUUACUACAGAGAUCAGCGACGGGAGCGCUCGAGGUCAUACGAACGCACAGGCCGUCGCUAUGAGCGGGACCACCCUGGGCACAGCAGGCAUCGGAGGUGAGGUGGGGUUGCAGUGACUGGAGGCCGCAGGCCCUUCCCUGGGGGGUUCCUGAUGGCUGCCCUUUGACCCCCGGUGGCUGCCCUUUGACCCCCGGGUGUGCUCCCUCAGCGCAGGUGACCCUAGAGCAGGAUUCUUUUUGGAAAUGUAUGUUGAGUGGACCUUGGUGGAUUUGGAAAUGGAACUGAGGGACCGGUGACAUGUGCUUCAGACCGGUCUGGGGUGCGGCACACACCUGGGCCCGUGUAGGGCCCGGCUCGGCGGCAGCUCUGAGGCCAACUCGAUGAAAAAGUGAACGCACACGCCCCUGUUGGCGUGGCCUGGCGUGGCCUGGUGCUAUCGGCAGCCGCUCUCCACUCCCUGACUGAUAAUUACGUGAAGCCAAGAAAGAUGAUUUUUAGAAUCUUUGCCUAUAUUAGGUUGUACUUAUGUACAUAUUUUGCAGUGUUUCACAAGAGAAAAUGGCCUUAAUUGCCCCUUAUUCUCUCUACACGUUGUAAAUAAACAUGUGUUUAAUACAAGUUAAAGCUAUAUAUGAAAACUCAGAACUUGAAUCCUGUCAGCUUAAACCUUGUGUAGGGAAUCCUGACUUUUAAACUGUGAGGGUAUUUGGAUCUGUGUUGAAAGUCGUAUAUUUUUAUCUGUGCAGUGCUGAGUGCAGGCCACCAGCUCCUAAAUAGAGGUUCCCUAUAUGCGCGUAUGACAUGGUGAAUAAACACAGCUCUCUCCACUCAGGA
Molecule: messenger RNA, 2948 nt
Organism: Macaca mulatta (Rhesus monkey)
Lineage: Eukaryota; Metazoa; Chordata; Mammalia; Primates; Cercopithecidae
Source: RefSeq, a predicted model, not a curated record